AUUUCCCUAUUUACAAAGGCGUGAAACAACAUUUCUAAGUAGUACACUUUCUUGGAGUAGCGAGUUGUGAUUGGUAAACGCUAUUUCCUGGCACACAUGAUCCGAACACAGUUCAUUUCUCUGACACAUCCGCAUCUAUAGCUCUGAAAGACGAGAGCAGGCGGCAUCAUGGCUGAUAAAGACAAAGAAGUGCCCGUGGUUGAAGAAGAAGAUGAGCCAGAUCUGAACUACCAGCCCCCAGCUCAGAAGAGCCUACAGGAAAUCCAGGAACUGGACAAGGAUGACGAGAGCUUGAACAAGUACAAGCAGACCCUCCUGGGCUCUGGACCUGUGGUGGCAGAUCCCACCAUUCCUAAUGUUCAGGUGACCCGACUGACUCUGAUGUGCGAUCAGGCUCCAGGACCCAUCACCAUGGACCUGACAGGUGACCUUGAGGCUUUGAAGAAGAAGAAUUUCACCAUGAAGGAGGGCGUGGACUACAGGGUGAAAAUCCACUUCAAGGUAAACAGAGACAUUGUGUCUGGACUGAAGUAUGUGCAUCUGACCUACAGGAAAGGAUUGAGAGUGGACAAGUCGGUGUACAUGGUUGGCAGCUAUGGUCCAAGAGCUGAGGAGCAUGAGUUCAUGACCCCAGUGGAGGAAGCCCCGAAGGGCAUGAUCGUCCGGGGAAGCUACCACAUCAAAUCCUACUUCACAGAUGACGACAAGACAGAUCACCUGUCCUGGGAGUGGAACCUGAAUAUUAAGAAAGACUGGGACAGUACAGAGUAAAGAGGCUCUUCCUCUUUCUCCCUCUCCCAGAUACAUAGCAACAUACUGAAUUUUUGACAGGAGAGUUAGGUUAGGUAGAUAUGUGACCGGAGUUGGCUUUGCAAUUGAUUGAUUAAUAAUUAGUCAUAUAAAAAAUGCAGAAGAUAUUCUUACAUGUUAGGCAUAAUCAAUGGUGAGGACACACAAUGACUGGCAGGGUUUUAAAAGCAGCUUAGUACCUUGUAUGUAACAACUGUAUAACUUAACAGAUGAAAUUCCUCAUGCCUGUACUCUCAGGUUAGUGUACACUGUUGAUGUAAAUAUUACAAUGUCUGUAUUCUUGCAAUGCAUCUAAAUUUCUUUACACAGCCCAAGAUCAGUGCAUGCUUGAGUGUCAAGCCAUUGUGUCUGCAGUGGCUAAUUUCCUGUAUUGAUGAUGUAAUCAGCCUGCUGUUAAUACAGAUAUGUGGAAGUGGUUUGUAGUAAGUGUUGCUUGUAUUCAGUGGAGCCCAUAGUCAAACACUUCCUCAUACCCUGAGACGUGAAGUUUAAAAUCUCUGUUAAUCUCUGUCCAAGUUUCUGUAACACCUUUUAGCUUUGAUAUUUGAUUUUUUGACAUUCUAAAUUCCAAAAUAAAUACGUUUUAUUGUUUA
Messenger RNA from Myxocyprinus asiaticus (Chinese sucker), 1403 nucleotides. RefSeq names its product rho GDP-dissociation inhibitor 2-like. Lineage: Eukaryota; Metazoa; Chordata; Actinopteri; Cypriniformes; Catostomidae. The transcript has 6 exons. The record is from RefSeq and is a predicted model, not a curated record. Gene Ontology annotation, molecular function: protein binding; Rho GDP-dissociation inhibitor activity. Bases 169 to 771 code for a protein of 200 amino acids. Gene Ontology annotation, biological process: Rho protein signal transduction. Gene Ontology annotation, cellular component: cytosol; cytoplasm; membrane.